This is a messenger RNA of Cordyceps militaris CM01, 3159 nucleotides long. RefSeq names its product chromosome segregation protein Cse1. Gene Ontology annotation, biological process: protein export from nucleus; protein import into nucleus. The transcript has 8 exons. Gene Ontology annotation, molecular function: small GTPase binding; nuclear export signal receptor activity. NCBI's taxonomy places the organism in Eukaryota, Fungi, Ascomycota, Sordariomycetes, Hypocreales, Cordycipitaceae. The coding region runs from base 1 to 3159 and encodes 1052 amino acids. The record is from RefSeq and is a predicted model, not a curated record. Gene Ontology annotation, cellular component: cytosol; nuclear envelope.
AUGCUAGCCUGGAUCAUGCAUUUGCCGUGCCCUGUCUCGUCUCGCAUUUAUUGCACCAUCGAAACUCUCGACAAUUGCCGAGACACUGCUGAGAAACCACAACUUUGGCGAGUCCCGUUUAUCCAUAACAAGGACCUCUCUCCACUCGCGCGGCCUGUUGUCCCGCAACCAAAAAAGUCCACAACAAUAUCCAUCUCAGCUUCUUCCUCCAGCAUAUUCACCCACGCUCUGGUUGCAGCCCGCCGAAAAUCUUCCAAAAUGGCGGCCGACAUGGAUCAGAUCGCCCAGCUGCUUAAUGCUACCCUCGAUCCUUACCAACACAGAAAAGCUAACAAACAAACACCGCCAGCCGAAUUGGCCUUGAAGCAAGAAGCUUCAAAGCCCCAAUACUCGCUCGCCCUUCUCACCAUAGUCAGCAACGAUUCUGCCCCCGUCAACACGAGACUCGCCGCUGCCCUAGCCUUCAAAAAUUUCAUCCGCACAAACUAUGUCGACGAGGAAGGAAACUACAAAAUCUCGCAAUCCGAGGUCCAAACUAUCAAAGAGCGCCUUGUCGGCCUUAUGAUAGCAUGCCCUCCCAAUGUGCAAGCACAGCUUGGCGAAGCAGUUAGUGUCAUCGCCGACUCCGACUUUUGGAGGCGGUGGGAUACCCUCACACAGGAUCUCGUCAGCCGAUUCUCUGCUACCGACCCUAAGAUCAAUGUUGGCGUUCUUGAAGUAGCACACUCCAUUUUUAACAGAUGGCGUCCGCUAUCAAAGACCGAUGAGCUGUACAUUGAAAUCAACCAUGUCCUAGGAACCUUUGGCCAGCCACUCUUCCAGCUCCUUGUUACCACGGACAGCAAGAUCCAAGAACAUGCCAACGACAAGCAGGCUCUUCGCGGCUGGUUCGAGACACUCGAUCUCCAGAUCAAAAUCAUGUACGACCUUUCGAGCCACGAUCUACCUCCCAUUAUCGAAGACAAUCUUUCCAGCAUAGCCGAACUUCUUCACAAGUAUCUCACAUACACCAACCCGCUGCUCGACACCGACGACGAAUCCGAAGUCAGCAUUGCCGACAGCGUCAAGGCCAACAUCUGCGAGAUACUUGUGCUAUACACGUUCAAAUAUGACGACGCAUUCUCUCAAUACUGCCAGCCAUUCAUCACCAGCGCCUGGAACCUGCUUUCGGCUACCGGAACCGAGACAAAAUACGACGUCAUUGUCAGUAAAGCUCUGCAUUUCCUCACGGCUGUCACUGCUACUGCGCAAUACUCUGGCUUGUUCAACAGCGAGGAGGUCAUUACACAAAUCGUCGAAAAGGUCAUUUUGCCCAACGUAACCCUACGCGAAUCCGACGUCGAGCUGUUUGAAGACGAACCGAUCGAGUAUAUUCGUCGCGACUUGGAAGGUUCCGACAACGAUUCACGUAGGCGCUCCGCCACCGACUUUCUCCGCCAGCUGCAAGAGAAAUUUGAGAGUCUCGUCACCACGGCAGUCUCCAAGUACAUCAACCACUAUCUGAAUCUCGGAAAGACGGACUGGAAGGCUAAAGAUACUGCCAUCUACCUGUUUCUGUCUAUUGCCGCAAAGGGAGCCGUGACCGCUGCACAAGGCGUCAAGACAGUGAAUCCGUUGGUCAACAUUGUACAGUUUUUUGAGCAACAUAUUGCCUCGGAUCUUGUCGCCUCUGACGACUCAGAGCCAAUUCCUAAGGUCGAUGCUAUCAAGUUUCUCUACACAUUCCGCAGCCAGCUCAACAAAGAGCAAUGGAAGCAAGCCAUUGGCCCUCUUGUACGGAAUCUCAACUCUUCUAACUACGUCGUAUACACGUAUGCUGCCAUUGCUGUCGAGCGCGUGCUUUUCUUGACUGACGACAACGGCAACCACACAUUCAACCGCGAAGAUAUUGAGCCCCUUUCUAAGGAUUUACUGGAUCACCUCUUCAAACUCAUCGAGAAGGAUCCCAGCCCAGCGAAGCUCCAGGAAAACGAAUUCUUGAUGCGCUGCGUUAUGCGUAUUCUCAUCGUCAUCAAAGAUGGUGCAGCCCCAAUUCUCGACAACGCACUGACUCACCUCGUUGCCAUUACAAACAUCAUGAAGCAGAAUCCUAGUAACCCUCGCUUCUACUACUACCACUUCGAGGCCAUGGGUGCUCUGGUUCGAUACUGCGCUGCUAGCAAUGCACCAGCUCUCAAUGCCAAGCUUUGGGGCCCCUUUCAUGAGAUUCUUGCUGAAGACGUGACAGAGUUCAUGCCCUACAUUUUUCAGAUUCUCGCCCAGCUUCUUGAAUCAAGCCCGUCUGGGACCAUUUCAGACAACUACAAAGGUCUCUUGCAGCCACUGCUUGGAGCACCUCUUUGGGAGACAAGAGGCAACAUUCCCGCCUGCACAAGACUGCUGUCUGCCGUCAUCCCCAAAGCCUCUGCCGAUAUUGCGGCAAAUAAGCAGCUAGAGCCACUUUUAGGCAUCUUUCAAAAUCUCCUUAGUAGCAAGAAGUUCGAGCUAAAUGCUUUUGAUAUCAUGGAUGCCUCUGUCAAGGCGUUUGAGCCGGCUGUUCUCGAUCCCUACUUUGGCACUGUUCUGCAACUUAUCUACACCAAAUUGCAAGGUAACCCAGGUCAGGCUCUGAAGCUUCGCUUCGUCCGCUUCUUCCACCUUGUCAGCUCCCGUCUCGAGGCUGGUUACGGUACCGACUUUUUCAUCAAGCACUCUAAUAAGCUGGACGAAAAAGCAUUUGCGCAGGUCUACCCGCCAUUUGUGCUUGCUGAGACGGAAAAGCUCGCUCGACCAAUUGAUCGCAAAUUAGCCGUCAUUUCGCUAACUAAGACACUCUGCAACUCGACUGUCUUUGCGCAAAAGUUUCUGAAGGGAUGGGCCAACACCUGCCGUAUUUUACUGUCCCUGCUGGCCAACCCCCCCACUGUCGCAGCGGGCGGCGGUGACGAUCUUCUCGCCGAGCCAUCCGUCGACGACAUUGGCUUCGGCACCUCGUACACGCCACUCAACACUUGCAAGGCUCUGGCGCGAGAUGACUUCCCGGAGAUUCAGGACGUGCCUCAAUGGGUCAAGGGCUACAUGGUGAGUGCGAACCAGCGCCACAAUGGUGCCCUCCAGGGUUUCAUUUCGGAGCGUCUGCCCCCAGAGCAGCAGCAGGCGAUUGCGCAGUACCUUGCUUGA